Messenger RNA from Corythoichthys intestinalis (scribbled pipefish), 1615 nucleotides. It is a transcript of the gene ubiad1, whose product is annotated as UbiA prenyltransferase domain containing 1. Lineage: Eukaryota; Metazoa; Chordata; Actinopteri; Syngnathiformes; Syngnathidae. Gene Ontology annotation, molecular function: prenyltransferase activity. Bases 265 to 1320 code for a protein of 351 amino acids. Gene Ontology annotation, cellular component: Golgi membrane; endoplasmic reticulum. Gene Ontology annotation, biological process: vitamin K biosynthetic process; menaquinone biosynthetic process. The transcript has 3 exons. The record is from RefSeq and is a predicted model, not a curated record.
CGAGCCUUUUAUACGGUCGGACAUGCCACAAAGGAAAUGGUGCCGGUCAGACGCAUCAGGGGUGAAUGGCCACCCAGACAAGUCCCCUCUAAAUUGACACGUCGGAUCUAACCGCGCCUCUCGUCUUUAUCGGUUCCGAAUGUGGCCAGCGAUGUCCGGCUGUGACCCAAUGGACUCUUCUUUUCUUCCGGGGCGACCAUAACACGAACACCUGACUUUGACAUCAGGCGUCAUCAUUGCUUCUAUAAAUAGCGGGCUGAGGAAAUGGCCAAAGAAUCCAAAUUCAGCAUGACAGAAACAUUUGUAGUGGCAGGAACCAACGGCCACAACGGCCAAAUGUGGCACACUCCGACCACUGACUCUGUGUCAGCGGGUCAUGCGUCCGGUGCCAACCGUACGUCCAGGAUGGCCCGUGUGGCCUCUGAUGUCAAGCACACGUGUGCCGCCUAUGUUCUGGCACUCAGGCCCUGGAGCUUCAGCGCUUCGCUCACGCCAGUGGCCCUGGGAAGCGCGUUGGCGUACAAGUUGGAGGGCUCGGUGGACUUGGUUGUCCUGAUGGUGUGUGCCGUGGCCGUUCUGGUAGUGCACGGCGCGGGCAACUUGGUCAACACCUACUACGACUUCUCCAAAGGCAUCGACCACAAGAAGAGUGACGAUAGGACUCUGGUGGACGAGAUCCUGGCGCCUCAGGAUGUUGUCAUGUUUGGAGCCUUGUUAUACUCUUUGGGGUGCUUGUGUGCCACGUUGCUCUUCUUCCUGUCUACACUCAGACUGGAACACCUUGCCCUGAUUUACUUUGGGGGACUCUCCAGCUCUUUUUUAUACACCGGAGGGAUUGGUUUAAAGUACGUGGCCUUGGGAGACGUGGUCAUCCUCAUCACCUUUGGCCCACUAGCCGUCAUGUUUGCCCAUGCCGUGCAGGUGGGCUACCUGUCUGUCCUGCCGCUGGUUUAUGCCGUCCCGCUGGCCCUCAACACCGAGGCCAUCCUACACAGCAACAACACCCGAGACAUGGACUCGGACAAGCAGGCGGGCAUUGUCACGUUGGCCAUCCUCAUCGGGCCCACGCUCUCCUACGUGCUCUACAACCUGCUGCUCUUUAUCCCCUACGUUCUAUUUUGCAUCCUGGCCACGCGCUACACCAUCAGUAUGGCGCUGCCUCUUCUUACGCUGCCCAUGGCCUUCCCCCUGGAGAAGGAGUUUCGUAGCCGAUGCUACACAAAAAUCCCACAGAAGACGGCCAAGCUCAACCUACUCAUGGGACUUUUCUACGUCUUUGGCAUCAUUUUGGCUCCUCGGGGCAGCCUGCCCUUACUGUGAUUCAUACUUCUGUUUUUUUGUUUCUUCUCUUCAUGGUUACGUCACAUGCUUUAAUUUAUUUUUUUUAAUUUAUUUGUCCUGUAGGAAUAGAAAUUUUGGCGCUUUCUCUUUGACAGUGCACAAGUUAUUGUUUAUUCAGUAUUAAGGUCUAGUUGCCAUAUUUCUUCUAAUACAGAUGCCUGAAAACAAAAUUUACACUGCUUUCAUCGAACAUACUAAUUUGUACUGGGUGAUAUUUGCUUUUGCCAGCCAAAUAGUUUUUUUUUGCAUUGUAAUAAAAGUUGCUGAUGCUUAA